Argentina anserina (silverweed cinquefoil) is the source of this 742-nucleotide messenger RNA. Its product is annotated as U11/U12 small nuclear ribonucleoprotein 25 kDa protein. NCBI's taxonomy places the organism in Eukaryota, Viridiplantae, Streptophyta, Magnoliopsida, Rosales, Rosaceae. The transcript has 4 exons. Gene Ontology annotation, biological process: mRNA splicing, via spliceosome. Gene Ontology annotation, molecular function: protein binding. Bases 61 to 591 code for a protein of 176 amino acids. The record is from RefSeq and is a predicted model, not a curated record.
GAUUGUAUAAGACGCUGUGGCUUUCAAACAAGACCCAAAUCCAUUCGCAGCUUGUUUGCGAUGACGGAGACUACGACGACGGGAGAGUCGAGUGUUGGCUUAGAAGGAUACAAGGAAAACAACAUAAAGAAAGCGAGGUUGCAGUCGACGCUGGCCGCGCUUAUAAACGAUCCCAUACUUUCCGACGUCCCCAGAAAACCGACCCUAUCGGAUGUCGACACUCUCCUCAGCCUCGAACUCGGCAGCGCCAUGCGCAUCAAUGUCCUCAAACUCGACGCUACUUCUUUCGAUGUGGCGCUGUCGAACUCUGCUACGGUGAAGGACCUCAAGCUUGCGAUCAAAACGAAAGUUAACGAGAUGGAGCAGUCCAAGAUGGGUCACCGCCACAUUUCAUGGAAGCAUGUGUGGCGGAAUUUUUGCAUCUCAUACCACAAUGAGAAGUUACUGGACGACAAUGCGGCUGUUGAGGAGUACGGCAUUCGCAACAAUUCUCAGGUGCAUUUUGUUGCUUGUGUUAUGUCAAAGGAUUCUAGGAGGCAUUCGAAGAGGAGGAGACAUCGCUUCUUUCAUGGUCUUAGCAAGCGAAUGUGAUCUCGAUGUUAAUUCAUCUCUAUUUGCUUCGCUUAUCCUUGUGGAUCUUUUUAAUCAGAAUGUGAUCUCAGUGGGCCAUUGGUACUGCUAUAAUGUAUCAUGUGAGAUAUAUCAAUCAAAACCCUUCCAUUUCCUGGAUUAUCAUUCUUUG